This is a messenger RNA of Saccostrea echinata, 1173 nucleotides long. RefSeq lists its product as uncharacterized. Gene Ontology annotation, molecular function: protein binding. The transcript has 3 exons. The coding region runs from base 1 to 1173 and encodes 390 amino acids. The record is from RefSeq and is a predicted model, not a curated record. Lineage: Eukaryota; Metazoa; Mollusca; Bivalvia; Ostreida; Ostreidae.
AUGGGGAAAUCUGCGUUCAUUUUAUUAGUUAUCUUUCAUGCUGCGAAAUGCCUUCUAGCCCCUCAAUCCGACAAUGAAACUAAUACUGGACCUUUUCCCCAUUCUCAUUUGUCGGAGACUUCGGGGGCCUCAUUGGAUACCAGCAUUCUCCACGAAAUUCUUUCACAGGAAACUGCACUGAGAAUUCACCUGCAGAAAAACGUGGAGACAAUGAUGAAUGAAUUUGCAAGCCUUAAAGCAUCUAUGACAAACGAAAUAAAUUCUUUGAAACAAGAUAUUGCAGAACUGAAGACUGAGAACUACGAACUUCGCCAGAAUUUUACUGCUUUGAAAUCUUUCUGUAGUCAGGAAUUUCAAAAAAAUGCUUCUUCUCCUGCAGUGUAUUUGGAUGAUCUUAAUGCAAUAAGCAAUCUAAAGAAACAAGUGAGAUAUUUGUCACUAUCUCUUUUGGACCUACAAAAACAAUCCAGUGUAUUUAAUGAUACUUUACAAGAGAGUUUCAGGAAUAUGUCAGGAAAUAUGAAUUCAGGUUUGAAAGACGUUAUGAUAGAUAUCCUUAGCGUUAAGGAGGAACAGAACAAAAUAAAAUCCUCACUUGCGAGUUUGGACAAAACACAUACACAGUUGACUUCAUCUUUAAAAGGUGAAUUGAAUAUGACAUUACAUGAUCUGAAAACUAGUCUCGGAAGAACAGAACGUCAACAGGUUGAUCUGGUGAAUUCUUUAUCUGCUCUUGAAUGGAACAUGUCGUCUCUAGUUCAAUCAGAAACACUCAAAAUUGGAUUUACAGCUUCAAUGUCAACUUCUGACAUGAGUACCACACCUGAACGACGACUGGUCUUCCCGCAUGUUAUACUAAACGAAGGAAACGGAUACAAUUCUAACGAUGGUAUCUUUACAGCCCCUGUAAAUGGUCUUUAUCUGUUCUAUUCGUCUCUCAGUUCUUAUUCUUCUGACACCUGUUAUUGUGACAUAGUUCAAAAUGGCAGUAUUAAGGUCAGAAUAUACACAUAUGCAAACGGUAAUGCACCAAAUCAAUCGGCUGCAAACAUGGCUUUGCUCUUACUUCAAAAGAAUGACAGAAUUUGGUUGAAAAUGGCAUUUGGGACUCGGAUUUACUCAGACACAAACUCUGUUUCAACAUUUUCAGGAUACUUAAUACAUGUGGCCUGA